This is a messenger RNA of Pomacea canaliculata, 3914 nucleotides long. Its product is annotated as membrane-associated transporter protein-like. Gene Ontology annotation, molecular function: sucrose:proton symporter activity. Gene Ontology annotation, cellular component: membrane. Gene Ontology annotation, biological process: transmembrane transport. The coding region runs from base 231 to 2492 and encodes 753 amino acids. NCBI's taxonomy places the organism in Eukaryota, Metazoa, Mollusca, Gastropoda, Architaenioglossa, Ampullariidae. The record is from RefSeq and is a predicted model, not a curated record. The transcript is spliced from 6 exons.
GUGUGUGUGUGAGAGAGGAGGGUAGAGGGCGGGAAGUAAAUCGCAGCAAGGCGCCGUCUAGGCACGUGCGUGCGGGCGCGCGCGGCAAUGUCGUCUGCAAGUCGUCACAGUCGCUGCAGCAGACGACGUCGGCGCUUGGUUGUGCCUGGUCCUCCCGUUCACGGGGUGCGCAUACACAUUGCCUUGAAGACUGAACAGACUAGAGGCCAGCCACAGAACGGAGGGUCGAGAUGGACGUUGGAAUCUUACGAGCGCUGAAGACCCUGAAAAACCACCCGUAUGUCCAGUACGUGGGGCUGGGCUUCGCCGGACUCGUAAAGGCUGGGGCUGAGAAGACUCAGGGUGGCGCCACAAGCCAGCGGAAAACCAAGCUGCAGCUGAUCCGCCUGAGUGCGGCGGUGUGCGGCAUCGAGCUGUGCUACGCGGCGGAGACGGCGUUCGUCAGCCCCAUCCUGCUGAAGCUGGGGGUACCCGUGUCCCUCAUGACCAUGAUCUGGUGUCUCAGCCCCGUCCUCGGCUUCUUCCUGGUGCCGGUCAUGGGGUCCCUCAGUGACCGCUGCCCGCUAGCCAUUGGCCGCAGACGACCUUUCAUUCUGGCCAUGACCGUCGGCAUAGUGAUCGGCUUGGCUCUCGUGCCGAACGGAGAGGCUCUGGGUCUACUUAUGGGUGACAACGGAACAGCCACUCUUCAUCACCCGAAAUAUUUUGCCACGGCAAAUACGUCCGUGAGAAUUCGCGGUUCGCCACAACAGAUGGCCGAUAACAACCAGAUGCCAAAAGGGUCACAGGUCAAGUAUGACAUCACGUGGUCUAGGCUUCUCGACAACUCCUCGUUAAGAGAGUGGUCUUACCAAAGUUCGCAAGAGGUGGCUGGCGAGACUCGGUACUCCAUGUCCGGUAAGGACGAGUCCAGAGUCUUUCCAUACUCCGGUAUUGUGACGACUGCUGGUGUGGCAGAAAGUAUUCCUGGCAGUAUCUAUCCCUCAGAACAUCGCACCCCCGACGGAGUCUCUCCAUCAGAAGACGAUGGCAGUAAAAAAUCGCAGCCUAAAAGCUUCUCUCCGUUUCAGCUGUCUGAGGAGCACUUCCGAGGCAUCGUCCUGACUAUCCUAGGGGUAGCAUUGCUGGACUUUAACUGUGACGCCUGUCAGUCCCCCUGCAGGGCCUAUCUUCUCGAUGUCAGCGUGCCUGAAGAUCACUCCGCAGGCCUGACCAUGUUCACAGUCAUGGCUGGGUUGGGCGGAACCGUGGGGUAUGUUAUGGGUGGAAUCGACUGGAACGCCACUAAGUUUGGCGAAGCCUUCGGAGGCCACAUACGUGUCGUGUUCACGUUAGUCGUUGCUGUUUUCCUCUUCUGCGUGGUCUCUACAGUAACCAGUUUCAAAGAAACUCCGUUAAAGGAGUUAGGAUUGUCGGAAGAAGAGCUGCAGAGGAAGAAAAAGAAGGUGGGAAGCUCCAAAUACCAGAAGUUCACCAACGACCUCGAUGAAGAGGCCGAGACAGAGGCAGAGGAGUGGUCUGUCGAGAAGACAUGGACCUUGGACUACGGGGCUCUAAGGAGCGGGGAUGGCGCGUCAAAGGACUGUCAGAAUGUCGGAUUCUUUGACAGGUCGAGGUUUGACAAAUUUGCAGACGAAGACAACCCGACCUUGUAUCACAUCAAAGACAACGCCAUUCUCAGGGACGCGCUUCGCAACGGCCGACUGGGUUCGUCAGACCCAGAAGUUGAUCCAAGCGGCGGCCACGACAACCCCGCUCUCGGAGGUCACGCUACCGAAACGAAAGACAGAUUCGGAGAGAUCCCUCAAGGGAAGUCCGGAGCAGGUGACCUCACCUUGGACCUUAACGAUCAUCCAACAAUUGAAGUGUCUGCUGACGUCACACUCAAAACCUACCUGCGCUCCAUCGUCCACAUGCCGCGCUGCUUGUGGGUCCUCUGCCUCGUGAACCUCUUCUGCUGGAUGUCACUGGUCUGUUACUCGCUUUACUUCACCGACUUUGUCGGCCAGGCGGUGUUCUUCGGGGACCCCAAGUCACCACCCGGAAGUGACGCACACACCCGUUACGACGAGGGAGUGCGUCUGGGUUCGUUCGGGAUGUCCCUCUACUCCCUGUCUUGCUCUGUCUACUCAUUGCUCAUAGAAAAGCUUGUCAGACGAUUCAGGGCCAAGCGCGUGUACGUGAUUGGUCAACUGGUCUUCACGGCGGGCAUGGCCAUCAUGGCGGCUGUUCGCCACAAGGUGGCGGUGGUGCUCCUGUCGCCCACAGCUGGCAUCAUGUACGCCACUCUCUUCACCAUGCCCUACCUGCUGGUGGCGCACUAUCACACCUCGGGCUUGUUUUCCAACGGACUGAAAGGUGAGCAGAAGCAGGUGCGGGCCUGGGCACGGAUGUUGCCAUCGUCAGCAGCAUGGUCUUCCUCGCACAGUUUCUCCUCUCUGUCGCCAUGGGAACCAUCGUCUACGCCGUCAGCUCCACCACCGCCGUCAUGAUCGCCAGCGCCGUACUCAGCUCUCUCGGAGCUCUGACCGCCACUAGGGUCACUUACCUGGACCUAUGAACUCUGACCCUAGACUCCUACUUUUUUACACAGCUGCAGGCAUCUUGUACGUGGAUCAUAUUUUAAGACAAGUUUCAAUGUAAAGCAGGUAGAUUGGAAUUGUAUUUUAUACAAUGUAUUUGAAAACCCGGUCGUGUAGCAUCGCCAUGCUUUUACGAUCAUCCAUGUUGGAUUCAUUUUCAAUUAUUGUACUCAUUUAAAGACGUUUGUAUUUUCAUUUUUGCUGUCACAAGACAGAGCCUGUGUAGUUAACCUUGCUAGAUUAAGGGAAGGAUGCUUUCUAUUUUCUAUUUUUUUCCCACUGUCUGUUGUCUCCUCUAGGAUAGGACUUCUGGCUUGCCAUGACGAAGUGGGUGUCACAAUACAUGUUAUCUUAAUAAACAGAACCAAAUAACAGGAAAAGGAAACUAAAUUAAAAAGAAAAGCUGUCAACUUUGAAUCUGUUACUCUUUCUUUUCACUCUCUCUCUAUAUAUAUAUAUACACACACAGACGCAGACGCACACGCACACUCACACACACACAUGUAGGUACAUCAUUCCCCCCAACCCACUUUCUUACAACUGCACAUCAAGUGUGUGACAAUCGAAGUAUCAACCGUCCACAGGUGCCUUGGAAACCGAAGACGGGGCGCCGUUUGUAGCGAGAACAAGUGUGAAAUGUCCAUACAGUGCAUCCUGGCUAAUGUGUGGAUGUUUGUCGCUGAGUUCGUGCACCCAUGCAACAGCAGCAGCUUCUACAGUAGAAUCCGUUUAGUAAACAUCACAUUUGCUUAUUUAUUGUUAAACAUGAUGUUGUGUUUUGGGACUUUUGUGAGCGCUUGUGCAGAUAUAUUUGUGAAUAUAUGUACCUAUGUAUGCGUGGUUUUGUGUGUGUGUGUGUGUAUGUGUGUGUGUUAGUGUGCAUUUAGCCUUUCUAAAUUUUGUUUGAGCAAUAACUAUUUUAGCUCUUUCUCCCUGUGUGAAUAUUUUUAAAACUCUGAUCGACUGAGUGAAUCAGUAUUAAGACACAAACACACCUCCAUAUACACAUUAUAUAUAAAUAUAUAUAAAUAUAUAAUGAUAUAUAUAAUUACAGUACUGUUAAACUAAAUAUGAACAUAGCUGAGCGACACUCUAUGAUAAAGUACUUAAGGGACAGAUAACUGAAAUAAAUAUCAAUCAACUCAUUUGAAAAACUAAUUUAACCCUGACAUUUAUUAUUAUUAUUAUUUCAAUAUCUUGUUAGUAACAUGUAAGAAACAUUUCAUACGAUGUCUUUCAUUUUAAUUCCGAUCGAAUGUUAAGACAUAAGAGUUCAGGUAAAUAUGCUGUAAGCUGGACUGUCGAAUCCACUUCGGCAAAAAAAAAAAAAAA